Durusdinium trenchii is the source of this 4641-nucleotide messenger RNA. The record is from the annotation of a GenBank genome assembly. NCBI's taxonomy places the organism in Eukaryota, Dinophyceae, Suessiales, Symbiodiniaceae.
AUGUUCCCUUCAACCGAACCAUCAGGUUUAGACUGGCAGAAGGAAGCGACAUGCGCGGUGCAUCGUGCAUUUUGCUGGCCGGUUUUCGGAGCACUUGCCCUCCUUCGUGACACUGCAUGGCAUCCUGCGGGAUUUUGUGAAGCAGCAACUUCCUUCUCAAAUGCCUUGUACAACGCUGUGCAGACAAAUGAGGCCGUUCCAUUAAAGCAAAGCCUUGAUUUUCUUCAUGAACCUCCAAGAAGCUGUGGUGAGCAAGACGCUCGAGUUUUGCGGGCAGCAGCCACUCUGGCGGUGGCUGACUGGGCUCGUCGAACUGCAAAAAGAGGUGUGCAGUCAGUAGAAGAGGAAGUUCAAGAUGCAGUAGCCACUGCCUAUGCACUCGUUUCGGAAGUGUUGGAAGGCGAGGGCGGCGGCCCAUCCUUCCUGGGCCUCCAAGCGCUGUCAAUGCUCCCCGGUGGCUCCGAGCUCUUAUGGAUCCUUGAUAGGCUUCAAUGUGCCCCAGUUGUCAGCAUGACAGCACAAGCUCAUGAGUUCUGGAAAGGAGCAGAAAAUGUGGGAAUGAAGAACGACGUUGAGAUCAACUACAAGCUGUCCAUUUUUCCCUAUAGGGAAUUGGUGUCAGAUUUUGUGCGAGCUCGUCAAGUACCAUAUUGCAAUGAAUCGAUUCUGCAGCUGGUGCAAGCUUUAGCCCGACGUUUGGACCACUCGAACGCGCGCUCCGUCCAGGUCAUUGAGAUCGGUGCCAAUCUCGGUGACUGCGCCCUGUGGAUCGCGAGGCGCAUGCAAGCAGUGCCCGGACUUCGGCGCAUCAAGGUGAUUGCCUUGGAGGCAGUGCCCGCGGCGGCGAGGAGGUUUGAAGAGUCGGUGCAGUUGAACAACCUCUCCGGAAUCAUCCAGGUCGUCAAUGUUGCAGCGGGGCAAGUGAGCGGGUCUGUAAGUCUGCGAGCCAAGCCGAUGAGCUCCAACUCCUACACUUUGGUGAAUGAUGAGGGCUCGGCAACCGAUUCUGCAACGGUUCCAACCAGAGCGUUGGAUGAUUUGCUGGACGGGAGCUCCCAGGUGGACUUACUCAUUAGCCAUACCAACGGGCAAGAGUUGUCGGUGCUGCGGGGAGCCACGCGUCUCCUACGGCACUCACGAAGAUUGGUGGUUCUGCUUCAGCUUUACGGUCCGCAAUCGGGCGUCAUCCGUGAUCCCAAGUAUGAUGCAAGCAGACCCGUGAGGUGGCUGGCAAACAGAGGCUUCAGGAUUUGGCUGUCACAGCGUAAAGGCCUGCGCUUGGAGACCCCGGGUGUCCUGCAACGCCACUUCAAAGAGGGGGAGCAAGUGGUGAAUGUGAUUGCCAUUCGAAAGCAUCAGAGGCAUCUCCUCAGUGCACCUCCGCCGCGGCGUGUUGCCCAGCGGACGUGUCUCGACCUCGCCCGCGGCGAACGGCCCAAUAGUUGGGCUGAGGUGGAUGGCCGAGUUCUCAGGGAGAAUCUGCAUGUGGUUCGGAUCUACUUGGAACGGCACUUCGGAGUGGCACCGCCCAUCGGUGCCGUGCUGAAGGCAAAUGCCUAUGGGCAUGGAGCUGUGUUGGCAGGCCGAGUUCUGGCAUCCGCCAGGAUUGACGCGCUCUUUGUGUCUGAAAUCGAGACGGGGUUGAUGUUGCGAAUGGCACCAGAAGUGCCCACGUCUUUGCCUGUGAUCUUACUGUACCGCUCACCUGAUGAAAUCACCACCUGCAAGUUAGCAAACGCCAACAUCACCGUGUCUCUCCUAUCCAUGGCCUGGCUCAAGCAGGCAUUGAUGUGGCAAUCUUGCAGCGCAAGGCUCAGGCUUCACAUGAUGAUGGACACUGGUUUGAAUAGAGAAGGCCUCGCGAUUGAGGAGGUCACCGAAGCAGCAGAGAUUCUUCUCAAAGAAUGGCCUCGCUGGUCACUGGAGGGUUUUUAUACACAUUGGUGCUGCGUGUACGACGUGGAAGAAAUGCAUCGCUCGUUGGCACGCUUUGAGCAAGGGCUCGCGCUUGUCGAGGAAGUGAGAAGAGCGAUCGGAGGAGAUGCAACGACAUGUCCUUUGACGGUUCACACCUCGAGCAGCUCAAGUGUGCUAUUUGGAGUCCAUUAUGACCUCCUCCGGCUGGGGGGUUUGCUGUUUGGAGAUCCCGUGGCCAUCUCAGAUGGUACCGGAGGUUCUGUGAGAUUGCCAGGGCCACACAGAACACUCCUUUGGAAAAGCAGCAUUACGGCACUACGCUGGUCUGUCCCUGGAGAGCGCUUCUCCAGGUGUACAGCCUCUUCUGGAUGUGCCCGUGGUCCGAUUUUCGACCGACGACUUUUGCUUGGUAUCAUUCCAGUGGGAGCAUAUGAAUUCAGUGAUUCCAACAUCGUCAGCAGUCAGUAUCGAGAAAAGUUAGUCCUGCUCGAGAAGUCAACAGAUUCAAUCCUGGUCGAAAUUCCUGCUACCUCACGCACAUUUCAUGAAGCAUUUGAAGGGAUGGAGGUGCUUUUAUGCGCUGAAAACUGCGUGCAGGGGCUCUUCAAUGUUCCAGAGCUGCCAAGCUGCAUUGUUUUUCCAGGGACGAGCUUUGGCGCUAAGGUCUUCGACUCCUUCAAUUUGCGUGUUGUCUUUGAGAGGGACAAGACAGGCUUUGAAGAGAGCAAGGAGUUCCCUAUCCGAACCAAUACGGUCGUAGCCGCCAGGUAUCAAAUAAUUGAAUACCUUGGCUCUGCCGCAUUCUCGAGAGCGGUGCAGUGCUUGGACUUGGACACAAACAGGAUGGUAUGCAUGAAGAUUAUCAAGAAUGAUAAGGAUUUUUUUGACCAGUCGCUGGAUGAGAUCAAGCUGUUGAAGUACAUCAAUGUCAAUGGCAAUGUGGACGAGCAACAUGUCUUGCGUCUUUAUGAUCACUUUUAUCACAAGGAGCACCUGAUUAUUGUCACCGAGCUGCUCCGGGACAACCUGUACGAAUUUAGUAAAUACAAUCGUGAAUGCGGUGAUGAGCCAUAUUUUACCAUGGGUCGCCUACAAAAAAUCUCCAAGCAGAUCUUGACCGCCUUGGAGUACGUUCAUUCCUUAAGACUGAUUCAUUGCGACUUGAAACCUGAGAACAUCUUGAUCAAGUCAUACAGCAGGUGCGAGGUCAAGGUCAUAGACUUUGGCUCUUCUUGCUUUGUGGACGAUCACCUUUCUUCAUAUGUGCAGUCAAGAUCAUAUCGAGCACCCGAGGUGAUGCUGGGUCUUCCCUAUGAUCAGAAAAUUGAUCUUUGGUCUUUGGGCUGUAUCAUUGCGGAACUUUGGACAGGUUACGUUCUUUUCCAAAAUGAUUCGGUGCAGAGCUUACUGGCUCGCAUCCUGGGAAUCAUCGGUGACUUCCCGUAUCAUCUGAUGACGAGUGGCAAGUAUGUGCCGCAGUACUUCACUCAGGAUGGGCAGCUGUACCAAGAAAUUGAGGGGCAACCGUGCCCAGAACGCGGACGUCGUUUGCAUCUUCUGGUGCCAAAGAAGACAUCACUGCGCCAGCGAAUGCGAACGGAGGAUGAGGUUUUUCUCGACUUCCUGACCCAGUUGCUGCAGCUGGAUCCAACGAAGAGACCAGGUGCAGCUGAGGCUUCACAACAUCCAUUCCUGGCUCCGGGCAGAAUUCCGGACUUCACGGAGGAUGCAGAGAUGCUUUCCUGGGCGGGAGUCGGGCUUGGAGGAGCCGAAUCCUUCCAGGUGAUGUGCUCUUUGCGGAACCUGGCUGCCAAUCAAAAGGAUGGCCUUAACAAGCUGAGAUUCUGGGGCAAGGUUCUUGGAACGGAGGCAGACUACUACGUUGCAGAGGCACAGCGUGAUGGCGGUGAUGAGGAUCCGGAUCCAGAUGCAGAUCAACCUGGUCAGGGAGCAAAUCAGUUUACCUACUAUGUGACCAAUGACUUGGCCGGGGCAUGGCGCAAGUUGCCAGAUAUCAAGCCCAAGGAGAUCCUGGCGGCGCGAGCCAUCAAGAGGCUCCUGACGGGCAACGCAGGAUCCAAGGUCAUUACACAGCCUUACUUUGAGGGCAAGGAAGAGGUGUACCUACGCGCGCAAAUUGCUCGAAUCACCGCAGACACCACGAUUUGCCCGAAAGGUUUCUUGUACAAGGAGGAAGAAGACUCACCCAUUGAGCAGAACCCUGAGUUCAAGUGUCCUCCUCCUUCGGACCUACUGAAAAAGGAGGCAUGGACUCACAUGCAGCCUCACAUUCUGCUCAAUGGUCGCACAGUCCACCAAGAAAUCCCAGAGGGCGAUACGGAAGACGAAAUCGCAUUGGCCGCAAAGAUGAAGGAGGAACAGGAAGCUGACCCCGUCCCAGAGUUAAUUCGUGGUCUUCACGAAGAUCAUCUCCAGUGGUCUGUGAAGCAGGCUGGUGAUGCUACAAUGUAUCGUGCUACACCAGACCCUGCUGCUCCUUUAAGGUCAAGUGCAGUUGUUUAUGUCCGCUCGCUGUCUUGGCCGGGUGCAGUGUGCGCCAUUCGGAAUGGGCAGUUUGUGAACAUCUAUGUCGGCUAUGGUCUUGCUGCAGUGUCCAGCAAUUUCUUUCCAAUGGCACCUCCGGAUGUUCAAGACGAGCCAGAGGAUCCAGGAGAAGUGGAGGAACCUCAAGGCUCGGAGGAGCCACCAGCCGCUGAGGAGUGA